Betta splendens (Siamese fighting fish) is the source of this 624-nucleotide messenger RNA. Its product is annotated as zgc:103586. The record is from RefSeq and is a predicted model, not a curated record. Gene Ontology annotation, cellular component: cytosol. NCBI's taxonomy places the organism in Eukaryota, Metazoa, Chordata, Actinopteri, Anabantiformes, Osphronemidae. The transcript has 5 exons. The coding region runs from base 151 to 576 and encodes 141 amino acids. Gene Ontology annotation, molecular function: cytidine deaminase activity; zinc ion binding.
CGAGAAGCAUCAAGCUCCAUCUGACGAACCCAAGAAUGAUCGAUCCCUGCUUAAAACAUUAACCGAGCGCUCAGCGGUCGUUACACACGAGCAGCUGUCACGGUUCCGCAGCAGAACAUCCAUCGAACCGACGACCGGGCUUCAUCAGCUAUGACAGACCAGAUCCAGGAGCUCGUCUCUGCGUGCCUGCGGGCCCGGGACAUGGCUCACUGCCCCUACAGCCGCUUCCCGGUCGGUGCCGCCGUGCUGACGGCAGGGGGCGCUGUGGUCACAGGCUGCAACGUGGAGAACGCCUCCUACGGCCUGACGGUGUGCGCCGAGCGGGCGGCCGUCCAGAGGGCCGUGGUGCAGGGACACCGGCGGUUCAAGGCGAUCGCUGUGACAUGUGACAUCAAAGACAGUUUCGUCGGGCCGUGUGGGGCGUGUCGCCAGGUUCUCAUGGAGUUUGGAUCAGAGUGGACUGUGUAUUUGGUCAAGCCUGAUGGAUCUCACAAGGAAACCAGCCUCGGGGAACUGCUGCCUCUGGCCUUUUCCCCCUCACACCUCAAUGUGCUGACGAAGCCUCAACAGCCUUAGAUGACAUGUGCUUCACAUGAACAAAUAAAGAAAGAAAUGCACCAUUUA